AUGAUGCAUGACAACGACUAUCAAACUGCCCUUGUGUUCGAGAGAAUCAGAAAGCUCUUCUUCAACAACUCGGAUGAACAUCUGAAGGUGAGCUGGAGGAUUUGUCCGACAACAUUUGAAAAUUGAGAUGUUAGACUGUGAGACUUCAAGAGUACUGCUUCCAUCCGGAUGUCCAACUUCUGGCUCAACUCACUUUGAGAGGAGCCCUCGAUCAUCCCGGAUACCAGCCAAACAUGACUUCCGCCGAGAAUGAGACGUGAGUUACUGUAAAAGUCGAAAAAAUCUAAGGAAUUUCCAUCAGAGAGCACUAUCUUAUGAAGCCAAUUCUGACUGCCCUUUUCGUGUGCGUUGGUCUCGUUGGGCUCAUCGGAAAUCUGCUCACUGUCAUUGUCAUCUUUAAGGUAGCUUCAUUAAUGGUCAAUGAGGAAUGGUUUUCCGUUUUCUAGACCAACUCUCUUCAUUCGCACACCAACUACUUUCUCGCUAAUCUCGCUAUCAGUGAUCUCUUUCUCAUAGUAGUUGGUGUUUCGUUUGACCUGGUGAACAUUUGGAACAAUGGACAGCCUCUCGAGUUAUUUGGUUACUGCUCGAUCACAAGUGAGAACCAGAACCAGAACCAGAAUCGAUGAUUGUGUGCAUUCUUUUUAGGCACUCUCAUUUCGUGUUUCACAUUUGCCUCCAUCUUGACCAUCAUGAUGUUGACCGCCGAGCGAUUCCAAGCAAUCUGCUACCCCUUCUCGCACAGAGCCGUCUUUGAUGAGAAGCGCGUGAAAAUGUUCAUCUUCUUCAUUUGGUUCAUCGCUCUUCUUCCGUCUCUCUACAUCGGAUUCAUGGUUACUGCCACCAUCUUCUGUUCUGCAUGUAUUUCAGAUAAUUUCAGUUCAAACGUGUGGUCACUGAUUUCUGCGGCUACAAUCGCCAGAUGAACUACGUGGGACAGUGCGACUUGGUCACAUCACCCGACAGUUUCUUCCGUUACCCAUUCGAAGUGAGAGAAAGAUCCAGGCUCCUCGAAUUAGUGUCAUCUUUCAGUCUGCAAUGGCCAUCACCUUCAUCGCUCCGUUGUUCUUUAUCAUUUACUGCUACUUCCGCAUCCUAGGUUGGAUUAGGUCUUGAUUUAACGUCUGACGCCCAUAUUUCAGUCACUUUGAACGAAAUGUCUAACUCUACCCUUGUCCACACUCCGGUCGGAACCGCCCGCAGUGACAGCGGACACUUUCAAUUCCCCCACACCUCGAACAACUCCAACACUCAAAGUUUCCCACUGACCGUCCACACUAAGAACGUCCAGCCCCCGAGAAGCCAGCAAGCUCAGAAAAUGGUCAUCAAAAUGCUUGGUGAGCAAGGUUUUCAAUCCAAUCCGGGAUCUAUAUCUAUUUUUAUAGUUACCGUGACCGGCGUCUUCUUCGUUUGCUACCUGCCGUACCAUGCCCAACGUCUCAUAGUCAAAUACAACCGCGCCGAUUGCUCGCAGUCUUUCUGGUGCAAACUUCUCUACCCGAUCACCGGUAAUGCCACAUUGAAAUGAAUGAUAUGCAACGCGUUUACUUUCAGGAAUCCUCCAAUACGUCUCCGCCUCUCUGAAUCCGAUUUUCUACAAUCUGAUGUCCGUUAGAUUUCGCGCCGGAUUUAAGAAGCUCAUCAACGACAUCUGGAGCCGCAGAGCCCGCCGCUACAGCGAUCUCGCCCGAGUCUGA
Molecule: messenger RNA, 1697 nt
Organism: Caenorhabditis sp. 36 PRJEB53466
Lineage: Eukaryota; Metazoa; Nematoda; Chromadorea; Rhabditida; Rhabditidae
Source: the annotation of a GenBank genome assembly